AUGGAAAACCCUAUGUACUGGAAGGAAUUCGAACUCUGGAACUUCAAUUUCAAUGGCCUCAUACUUCUAAUGGUGUCCUGUCGGCGCUGGGCUGUUGCGUCGUUUGUAUGCGUGUUUAGAGAAGUACUGUUCAUCAUUCGAGGUCGAGCGGCCAGAGGUGUCGGCCCGACUAGGCGACGUUACGUAAUGUCCGUAACGCUGAGCUCGUCGGCGCGCGUUAUGUUUAUGUCACCGUCUAGCAGCAAGCUCAGUCCAGCUUCUGAGCGAUGA
Messenger RNA from Angiostrongylus costaricensis, 270 nucleotides. The record is from the annotation of a GenBank genome assembly. Lineage: Eukaryota; Metazoa; Nematoda; Chromadorea; Rhabditida; Metastrongylidae.